AUGGGAAUUGUGGGGAGAAUGGGAAUUGUGGGGAGCAAACGGGAGCGGUGUCAGCGAACAGGGAGGAUGCGUGGGCUGCAAAUUAACACCUCUGAUAGCUCUCAGGCUUUGACCGGACCAGCUAAGCAUGAUGUGGAAUUCCUGACAUCACCUCAAGCUUUUGAUCCUUCUCUGCUUUUUAACAGGAAGGCUGAACUCACUGGCAUCAAAUGGCGUAGGUACAAUUUUGAAGGGCAUGGGGACUGUGGCCCUAUCAUUUCAGCCCCGGCGCAGGAUGAUCCGAUCCUGCUCAGCUUCAUCCGUUGCCUGCAAGCCAACUUGCUCUGCGUGUGGCGCCGCGACGUCAAACCGGAUUGUAAGGAGCUGUGGAUAUUCUGGUGGGGUGAUGAGCCAAACCUGGUAGAUGUGAUUCAUCAUGAACUGCACAUGGUAGAAGAAGGACUGUGGGAGAAUGGACUUUCCUAUGAGUGUAGGACCCUGCUCUUCAAAGCAAUUCAUAAUCUUCUGGAAAGGUGCCUGAUGGAUAAAAACUUCGUAAGAAUUGGGAAAUGGUUCAUAAGACCGUAUGACAAGGAUGAGAAGCCUGUUAAUAAAAGUGAGCAUUUGUCGUGCGCCUUCACAUUCUUUCUUCAUGGGGAAAGCAAUGUGUGCACCAGCGUGGAGAUUGCUCAGCACCAGCCAAUCUACCUGAUAAACGAAGAGCACAUCCACAUGGCACAGUCCUCCCCUUCGCCAUUCCAAGUUUUGGUGAGUCCUUAUGGUUUAAAUGGUACGCUGACGGGCCAGUCGUAUAAGAUGUCAGACCCAGCAACCCGUAAAUUGAUGGAAGAAUGGCAAUAUUUUUACCCUAUGGUGCUGAAGAAAAAGGAAGGGAUGAAAGAGGAAGAAGAGUUGGGAUAUGACAACGAUUUCCCUGUGGCAGUUGAAGUCAUUGUUGGUGGUGUACGGAUGGUGUAUCCUUCAGCCUUUGUGCUCAUCUCCCAGAGUGACAUCCCUGUGUCACAGAGUGCUGCCAAUACUGGAAGCCAUAUAAAUGUGGGACAGCAGGGGCUUGGAAGUGUGAAAGAUCCUGCUAGUACCUGUGGGAUGCCACUCACUCCACCCACUUCUCCAGAGCAAGCCAUUAUGGGAGAAAGUGGAGGCUCUCAAAGUACUAUCAGCCAUUCAGCUGUACAGGAGAGGACAGUCAGUGUACACAGUCCAAAGAAAUCAGGCAAGAUUACCCCAAAAUUUCACAAUCACAUGGUCCACCGUGUCUGGAAGGAGUGCAUUCUCAACAGGUCACAGUCCAAGAGGAGUCAAGUUACAACUGCAAAUCUGGAGGAGGAAGUUCCUAGUAAUGCUGUUUCUUGGGAUUUUGUAGAUCCAGUCCAAAGAGUCAGUUGUUCUUGUUCCAGGCAUAAGGUUUUCAAACAGCGUUGUGCUCCAGGCUCCAGCCGUCCCCCAACGGUAACUCCACCGGGAUUCAGUGUGGGAACAUCGUCGUCUUCGUCGUUGCCACCUCCUGCCUCUUCAAAGCACAAAACAACAGAAAGACAGGAUAAAGGAGAUAAACUGCAAAAAAGGCCUUUGAUGCCGUUUCACCACCGGCCCUCUGUGACUGAAGAGCUAUGCAUGGAGCAAGACACAUCAGGACAGAAACUGGGAUUAGCAGGAAUAGAACAGUCUUUGGAAGUCCCUAGCUCCAGAAAAUAUGAGAAGCCGCUAUCUAUACCUGCUAGAAAUCCAAGCAAGCAAAUUAACAUGAAUCCUAUGGAUUCACCCCAUUCCCCUACUUCCCCCCUGCCUCCCACACUUAGCCCCCAGCCCAGAGGUCAGGAAGCAGAGAAUCUGGACCCACCAUCAGUCCCUGUGAACCCAGCACUCUACAGCAGCGGGCUGGAGCUCCAGCCCUUGCCCAGCCUGGAUGAUAGGACAAUUCUUGUUGGACAGAGGCUACCUCUGAUGGCAGAGGUUAGUGAGACAGCAUUAUACUGCGGGAUAAUUCACAACAGCGAUUCGUUAGACAUGUGGAGGACCUAUAGUGUCCCACCAACUGACGAUCCAGAGUUCAGACCGCCAGAUCUUCCUUGUGAGAGAUACGAUGCCAAGAUGGAAGUAAACUCAGACAGCACAGCACUGAAAAGGCUUUUAGCACAACCUAAUAAACGAUUUAAAAUUUUGGAAGACAACAAACCAGCACAGAUGCUCAACUAUCCCCACCCCUUCCCUCUAACACAUCAGCCUGGGGAAGGCUUGGGAGACGCUAGUGACCCUUACACUUUUGAAGAUGGUGACAUAAAGUACAGCUUCACUGGCAAUAAAAAAUGCAAACUUGGGGCUGAGAAAGAUCUUUUGAAAAAGAACAAGUCAGAAGAUGGAAUUGGUACCAAGGACAUCCCCACAGCAGGUCAUUCUGCACCAGUGCCUGAUGGGAAGGAUGCCAUGUCUAUUUUCAGUUCCGCUCCUAAGACGGAUACCCGGCAAGACAAUGCUGCAGGCCGAGUAGGCUCUGGUAGCCUCACACAAGUGACAGAUCUGGCUCCAUCACUUCAUGAUUUAGAUAAUAUCUUUGAUAAUUCAGAUGAAGAUGAGCUUGGUGCUGUAUCACCAGCUCUUCGGUCAUCAAAAACACCUGCAGUGGGGUCUGAGGAACGCCCUGUAGGGAAGGAUGGUAGAACAGCAGUACCUUAUCCACCAACUGUGGCAGAUCUCCAAAGGAUGUUCCCAACACCACCAUCUUUAGAGCAACAUCCUGCUUUCUCCCCUGUAAUGAAUUACAAAGAUGGAAUAAGCUCCGAGACUGUGACUGCCCUGGGAAUGAUGGAAAGUCCUAUGGUCAACAUGGUUCCAACGCAGCUUGCUGAGUUUAAAAUGGAGGUGGAAGAUGGAUUAGGUAGCCCUAAACCUGAAGAAAUUAAGGACUUUUCGUAUGUGCACAAAGUUCCAUCAUUUCAACCUUUCGUGGGCUCCUCCAUAUUUGCCCCCCUGAAGAUACUGCCGAGUCAGUGCCUCCUACCUCUGAAGAUACCAGAUGCCUGCAUUUUCAGGCCUUCUUGGGCAGUUCCUCCUAAAAUUGAACAACUUCCUUUGCCACCUGCAGCCACUUUCAUCAGAGAUGGCUACAACAACGUGCCUAGUGUUGGGAGCUUGGCCGAUCAGGACUAUCUCCAGAUGAGCACUCCUCAGAUGAACACCCCCGUGACGCUGAACAGCGCCGCCCCGGCCAGCAACAGCGGAGCUGGAGUUCUGCCGUCGCCAGCAACUCCCCGCUUCUCUGUGCCUACCCCCCGCACUCCCAGGACUCCAAGGACUCCUAGAGGUGGGGGUACUGCAAGCGGUCAAGGAUCUGUAAAAUAUGACAGCACAGAUCAAGGUUCACCUGCGUCUACCCCUUCUACGACACGACCGCUUAAUUCUGUGGAGCCAGCCACUGUUCAGCCAAUCCCGGAGGCUCACAGCCUCUACGUCACCUUGAUUCUCUCAGACUCUGUGCUGAACAUCUUCAAAGAUCGUAACUUUGACAGCUGUUGCAUAUGCGCCUGUAAUAUGAAUAUUAAAGGUGCAGAUGUGGGAUUAUACAUCCCAGAUUCAUCUAAUGAGGAUCAGUACCGUUGCACCUGUGGAUUUAGUGCUAUUAUGAACCGCAAAUUAGGUUACAACUCUGGGCUCUUCAUUGAGGAUGAGUUGGAUAUUUUUGGCAAGACCUCAGAUAUUGGCCAAGCUGCAGAAAGACGACUGAUGAUGUGUCAAAGCAACCUGCUUCCUCAGAUGGGAGAGGGAGCUAGAAGGACCCAGGAACCUCCAAUGAGCCUCCUCCUGCUCCUCCAGAAUCAGCACACACAGCCUUUCACUUCUCUGAGCUGCUUGGAUUAUAUGUCCUCCAACAACCGUCAGCCGCUGCCCUGCAUGAACUGGAGUUAUGACAGGCUGCAGGCAGACAGUAACGACUCCUGGGUUGAGUGCUUCAAUGCCCUGGAGCAGGGCAGGCAAUAUGUGGAUAACCCCACUGGUGGGAAAGUAGAUGAAGCCCUAGUCAGAAGCGCCACUGUGCAUUCUUGGCCUCACAGCAAUGUCCUGGACAUCAGCAUGCUCUCCUCCCAGGAUGUGGUGCGCAUGCUGCUCUCGCUCCAGCCCUUUCUCCAGGACGCCAUCCAGAAGAAGCGAACGGGAAGGACCUGGGAGAACAUCCAGCAUGUGCAGGGACCGCUCACCUGGCAGCAGUUCCAUAAGAUGGCGGGACGGGGCACCUAUGGCUCUGAGGAAUCUCCUGAGCCUCUUCCAAUCCCAACGUUACUAGUCGGCUAUGACAAGGACUUCCUGACAAUCUCUCCAUUCUCUUUGCCGUUCUGGGAAAGGCUAUUGCUUGACCCAUACGGGGGCCAUCGGGAUGUCGCCUAUAUUGUGGUGUGUCCAGAAAAUGAGGCCUUGCUCGAUGGAGCCAAAACUUUCUUCAGGGACUUGAGUGCUGUAUACNAGAUGUGUAGACUUGGCCAGCACAAACCAAUCUGCAAAGUGUUACGUGAUGGGAUUAUGCGGGUGGGAAAGACCGUGGCCCAAAAGCUGACGGAUGAGCUUGUGAGCGAAUGGUUUAGCCAGCCUUGGGGCACUGAGGAGUGUGACAAUCAUUCCAGACUCAAACUUUAUGCGCAAGUUUGUCGGCAUCACCUAGCACCUUACUUAGCCACUCUGCAGCUUGACAGCAGCCUCUUUCUACCACCUAAAUACCAAAUGCCAGCGCCAGCAAGCCAGGCCCAAACCGUGCCUGGGAACAGUGGAUCCGUGCCCUCAAACCCAGCAUGUCUGUCGGCUCCCGGGGCACCGCCAGCAGGCAGUGCUUUUAACCCCGCUCCCAACGGUGGCACCAGCAGCCUCCCAGCAGCAGCGGUGUCAUCCUCGGGAUCCUCCUUGCCACAGCUGUCAGCGUCGUCUGCAGCCCCUGGCAUUAGCCAGAUGACCACUACCUCCACUCCAGGGUUUAGUGGGAACAUGUGUCCAGGGCAGAGCACCAGCACUGCGGGUAACACAGCAGACCGCUCGCAAGGAAGCGCAGGUCCUGGAGGAGAUGUAGAUUCUGGGCAAAAUGUACCACCGCAGCAACAAGAAGGACAAGAAGGUGUUACAGAGAGGGAGAGAAUAGGGGUUCCCACUGAGCCGGAGUCUGCAGACAGCAAUGCCUACCCUCCAGCUGUCGUCAUCUACAUGGUGGAUCCUUUUACCUACACUGCAGAUGAAGAAUCUGCCUCAGCAAACUUCUGGCUGCUAAGUUUGAUGAGAUGCUACACAGAAAUGUUGGAGAACUUGCCCGAGAAUAUGAGGAAUUCUUUCAUUCUCCAGAUUGUGCCUUGCCAGUACAUGCUGCAGACAAUGAAGGAUGAACAGGUUUUCUACAUUCAGCACUUGAAGUCUUUGGCAUUUUCAGUGUAUUGCCAAUGCAGGAGGCCACUGUCCACGCAGAUUCACAUCAAGUCUCUCACAGGCUUUGGGCCAGCUGCCAGCAUCGAGAUGACCCUCAAAAAUCCUGAGAGGCCCUGCCCAAUCCAGCUUUACUCACCUCCUUUUAUAUUGGCACCUAUCAAAGACAAACAGACAGAGCUGGGAGAAACAUUUGGAGAGGCCAGUCAGAAAUACAAUGUUCUUUUUGUUGGAUAUUGUUUGUCUCAUGACCAACGUUGGCUUCUGGCAUCCUGCACUGAUCUACAUGGUGAAUUGUUGGAAACCUGCAUAGUUAAUAUUGAUUUACCAAACAGGUCAAGGAGGAGCAAGUUAUCUGCACGUAAAAUUGGUCUGCAGAAGCUCUGGGAAUGGUGCAUCGGGAUUGUCCAGAUGACAUCGCUGCCUUGGAGAGUUGUCAUCGGGCGACUUGGUCGUCUGGGCCAUGGGGAGUUAAAAGACUGGAGUAUCCUCCUUGGGGAAUGUUCCCUGCAGACAAUCAGCAAACAGCUAAAGGAGGUGUGCCGCAUGUGUGGCAUCUCCUCAGCGGACUCUCCUUCUAUCCUCAGUGCCUGCUUAGUUGCCAUGGAACCACAAGGCUCCUUUGUCGUGAUGCCAGAUGCUGUCACUAUGGGAUCAGUGUUUGGCCGGAGUACUGCGCUGAACCUGCAGUCAUCUCAGCUGAACACCCCUCAGGAUGCCUCCUGUACACACAUCUUGGUUUUCCCAACCUCUGCUACCAUCCAGGUAGCACCAGCAAAUUAUCCUAAUGAAGAUGGGUUCAGCCCCACUAAUGAUGACAUGUUUGACCUCCCAUUCCCAGAUGACAUAGAGAAUGACUUUGGAAUUUUAAUAACAGGGAAUCUUCACUCUCCACCAAAUUCCUCUCCAGUUCCUUCCCCUGGUUCCCCAUCUGGUAUUGGAGUGGGAUCUCACUACCAGCAUAGUAGGAGCCAAGGGGAACGUCUUCUCUCUAGAGAAGCCCCUGAAGAACUGAAGCAGCAGCCCCUUGCUCUUGGGUACUUUGUGUCAACUGCCAAAGCUGAGAAUCUUCCACAGUGGUUCUGGUCAUCUUGUCCUCAGGCACAAAACCAGUGUCCCCUCUUCUUGAAGGCCUCACUGCAUCACCAUAUCUCUGUAGCGCAGACAGAUGAACUUUUACCUGCCAGAAAUUCUCAGCGUGUUCCACACCCCCUGGACUCUAAAACCACAUCAGAUGUCUUGAGGUUCGUUUUGGAGCAGUACAAUGCACUGUCCUGGCUUACAUGUAACCCUGCCACUCAGGAUCGCAGCUCCUGCCUUCCUGUCCACUUUGUGGUGCUCACUCAAUUGUACAAUGCCAUCAUGAAUAUACUUUAAUAGAUAGAAAAGCACUUGUUCUUCUGGCUUAUUCUCCUCUCAACCUGAGAAACGUGCCACAGUCUGCAAAAAUGACAAUUUUGCUUAUCUUCAGACCAGUCGUGUACUGUGCUUCUGUUCCUCCAUAAGCACAUGCGCAUUCUGCAGUGUUCAAAACUCAAGUACCCAUUAACAUCUCUGGCAGCUUCAGUCCAAAAUCUGGGAACAUCCAAGAACAGUGAACACAUAGUAACCUCAAGCCAGUGUUAGUUUGGUGGCCCAGUAACUACUGGUCAGUGUGAUUGUUAUUUUUUUUCCUCUCCUUUUUUUCUUUUUUUUCCUUUUUUUGAGGAAGACUACAGUGUCUUUUUGCAUUAGGAACUCUGAUAUACAAGCAAGAGCAGUUUCAGCCCUGCAAGUGCAAAAUAUCUUGUAGUGACCAGUUUGGGUUUUCCAGAAGUUUUCUUGUUUGAACAUCAUAAACUGGGACUUUGCAGAAGAUGACAACCAGUCGUAGUUUCGUAUUCAUAUUGGAGUUUCUGUCUACCUGGAGUUCCUGUCAGUGGAUUGGGAUGAAUGCAUGCAUUUGUUACCUGUCCAUAUAGAUAUGAAUGGUCUGGAGAUAUUUUAUUUAUUUUUAGGUUUGGGGAGGGAAGGGAUUAAAUUAUAAAGGACCAGGAACAGUAGUAUAUUUUAACAAUCCAGCUCCGUUCCACCGUAAGGUUAUUUAUCUACAUACCUCUCACUCUUCUGACCGAGAAAACAAAAAUGAAGCUAGUAACAAUCAAAGUCCAAGUCGGGAAGGGGGAGCAUAUUCUGCUAAGAAUAUGCUUGUAUUUUAAGGAAUUCUCACCUGUAUUUAGCCUGAUUAGGGCAAGAAACGGCCAGUGUUUAAUGAAGGAUAACACUACCUAAUGGAAGAAGAGUGAGUGAGAGGUAGGGAGCAAGAAUACUUUAAAGCCCGAUCAAUGUAAGGGCAAAUGGAAAGUGGUAAAUUAAUCUAUUGUAGAGUUAUGAUUGAAAUAUAUUUCCAAUAAAUUUAAUGAUGCUAGAAAACUAUUUACUGAAACCCCAAGUCACCCUUUAACUCUGGGCAGACUAGUCCAUGUACAUAUCCAAAAGUAUGGUUUUUGUUUACACUAAAUCAGUUACAAAUCUGGUGUAUUUUUUCUGACUAUAGGAAUAUUAUUUCAAAGAAAUAAUUUUUAAAAAUUAUAUCAUUAAAUUAGUACUUGAAGUUAUACCACUAGUAGUGGAAAAGUUACUUUGUUUAGUAAAAUGAUUGCCAUUUUAAAGGUUAAUGGCUAAUUGAAGUAUUUUUAUGACUCCUUCAUUCCAGGCUUCAAGGGGUUUAUAUUUAAACUCCAUUUUCUAAUGUUCGUUGUUGCACUGUGCAGCAGGCAUGGACUGCCUUACGUGAGGGGUCGGGCACUUUGAUCAGGCUAUGUGACCUAGGUAUCUAUCUGUGGUGAAAAACCUACAAAUUUUAAAGUUCUUCCAAACGACAUUCAUGUUCUGGUUAAAAAAACAAAAAGAAAUUAUAUGAUUUUAAAAAGUAUUUUUCUUGAGAUAAUGUAACAUUUAAAACAAAUUAUAUUAAAAAUAUUGCUUGUGUAAUGAGAAGGUGAAGUCAGAGAACUAACCUGUAAAUGGAUUAUUUCAUUCUCUGCACCAAACCUCCCACAUGGGUAUCCUCUUUGCAAUGUAUAGGUUAAAAAAAAAA
Messenger RNA from Tinamus guttatus (white-throated tinamou), 8473 nucleotides. Lineage: Eukaryota; Metazoa; Chordata; Aves; Tinamiformes; Tinamidae. The record is from RefSeq and is a predicted model, not a curated record.